GCGCUUCGUGUCCCGGCUUUGCCCAGGCGGCGGCGGGACAGCAUGGCAGGCGCCGGCCCGAAGCGGCGCGGGGCCCCAGCGGCGGCCAAGGAGGAGGAGGAGCAGGCACGGGAGCGGAUGCUGGCGGCGGGGGGCGAGGGCGUGACCCUGCAGCGGAGCAUCACCCUGGUCAACGGCGUGGCGAUAAUAGUAGGGACGAUUAUCGGUUCGGGCAUUUUCGUGACCCCCACGGGCGUGCUCAAGGAGGCGGGCUCGCCGGGACUGGCGCUAGUCGUGUGGACCGUGUGCGGCAUCUUCUCCAUCGUGGGGGCCCUCUGCUACGCAGAACUUGGCACCACCAUUUCCAAGUCGGGGGGCGACUACGCAUACAUGCUCGAGGUCUACGGCUCGCUGCCCGCCUUCCUUAAGCUAUGGAUUGAGCUUCUUAUCAUCCGACCCUCCUCUCAGUACAUAGUAGCAUUCGUCUUCGCCACCUACCUGCUCAAGCCGCUCUUCCCCACCUGCCCGGUGCCGGAAGAAGCUGCCAAGCUCGUGGCCUGCCUCUGCGUGCUGCUGCUCACGGCCGUGAACUGCUACAGUGUGAAGGCUGCCACCCGGGUGCAGGACGCCUUCGCUGCCGCCAAGCUUCUGGCACUGGCCCUCGUCAUUCUCCUUGGCUUCAUCCAGAUCGGGAAAGGUGAUGUGUCCCAUCUGGACCCCAGGUUCUCCUUUGAAGGCACCAACCUGGACGUGGGGAAUAUCGUGUUGGCGCUGUACAGCGGCCUCUUCGCCUAUGGGGGAUGGAAUUACUUGAAUUUUGUCACGGAGGAGAUGAUCAACCCCUACAGAAACCUGCCCCUGGCCAUCAUCAUCUCCCUCCCCAUCGUCACCCUGGUGUAUGUGCUGACAAACCUGGCCUACUUCACCACGCUGUCCACUGAACAGAUGCUGACGUCGGAGGCCGUGGCCGUGGACUUCGGGAACUAUCAUCUGGGUGUCAUGUCCUGGAUCAUCCCCGUCUUUGUGGGCCUGUCCUGCUUCGGCUCCGUCAACGGGUCCCUCUUCACAUCCUCCAGGCUGUUCUUCGUGGGGUCCAGGGAGGGCCACCUGCCCUCCGUCCUCUCCAUGAUCCACCCGCGGCUCCUGACGCCCCUGCCCUCCCUCCUGUUCACGUGUGUCAUGACCCUGCUCUACGCCUUCUCUAGAGACCUCUUCUCCGUCAUCAACUUCUUCAGCUUCUUCAACUGGCUCUGUGUGGCCCUGGCCAUCACUGGGAUGCUGUGGCUCCGCUACAAGAAGCCCGACCUGGAGCGGCCCAUCAAGGUGAACCUGGUCCUCCCGGUGUUCUUCAUCUUGGCCUGCCUGUUCCUGAUCGCUGUCUCCUUCUGGAAGACCCCUGUGGAGUGUGGCAUUGGCUUCACCAUAAUCCUCAGCGGCCUGCCUAUCUACUUCUUUGGGGUCUGGUGGAAAAACAAGCCCAAGUGGCUUCUCCAGGGCAUCUUUUCCACGACAGUCCUCUGCCAGAAGCUCUUGUACGUGGUCCCCCAGGAGACAUAGCCAGGAGAGCCGAGACGCUGCCAGAAAGAAAUGCACCAAGAUCGUUUUAAAACAACUCACCCACUUGAAAAGCGACCCCGGUCCCAUCAUCCAGGCAGCUCAGCUGAGCGCCCCGCUCCGUCCUUCCACCAGGUCGGGCGGCGGGGGCCACUGUGAACACUGGUACGAGUGUAGUCCCAGAAGACGGAUGCCCAUCGAUACCUCCGCAAGUGUGCGAGGCGUGAGUGUGCCAGGUGUGACUGCUACACAAGAAGCAACACGGCUUCAAUCGACCACGGACUUUUUGCCAGUUGGGCCCUCUCCCUUCCCACCUUCAUAUAUUUGUAUUAUUUUUUUUAACUUAAGUUUUGGGUCAAGUCGACGCCACAAGAUGAUUAUUUUUUAAAGAAAUGGUGCAGGGAAACAGGAGGAGAGUCUUUUUUCGCCUGACACCCCCACAGCCCCAUGUGCCUCAGAGGGACCAGGUCCUGUCACUGGCAUGACUCCUGGGGCCAGAUUCCUGCAUCAUGACCCGGGAGGAGAGGGAUUCUGAGAGCAAAUGCGCCAGCCCCCAGCAGAGCUACUGAGACUGGGCCUCGCAGUGUGGACUUUGGACUCGCCCUGACCACGGAUAGUGGCCCACCACGUGCACUGGGCGCCCUCGUAUUUUGUUGUUGUAGAUGUAGUGACUUUAGUGAAAACCAGCCCCGGGGCUUGUGUCUUUCUGCCUUAAAGACCCGAGGUAGACCUCUCCCCCGGCCCCAGAGGAGAGAAGGAAAAUCUCAAGGAAAUGGCCAUCUUCGAACAAAGGACUGGGGCUGAUGCUGAUGCUGGGCCGGCUUUGCAGAGAGCCAGUUCCUAUGCCUAGUGUCUGCUGCUGCUCUUGUGGGGGGCGGGGGGGCGGGUAGGAUCCUAGCAGAGGUCAGAGUCUGAGCAGAGGUCACGCACUGGCAGCUGGGCGAUCCCAGAGCUCUGGCCAGCACUGCUGCCCGGGAUGUGCAGAGCAGAGUGGGCUUCUGGGCUAGACCUCGGUCGCUCAGGACGCCGUUGGGCUCUGACUUUGUACAUCCCACCCUGGACGUCAGCCUGUGCAAAGGCACAAAGGCAGGAGGAUGGGGCACCUCCUACAGGCGGGCAGGUGGGCAGCAUGCCAGGCCUGGCCCAUCUGCGUCAAGUUUGGGAGCCGAGUUCUAGUUUUUUCAAAGUCCUCUACUUGAAAUCUUCUAGAAACAAACACUACAAGAAAGGCAGACGCCUCGGCCCCUAAUGGGCUUCUCAUCUAGGGCCUGCAGGCAGCCCUCUCCCAGGGUCUGAAGAAUUGGCCUUGCUGGCUGGACGGCAGCCCCGGCAGACUGCCUGGGGCAGGCUCCUGGCUUCUGGCCGAGGCACCACCACCUCCUCCUCUGCCACCUCCUCGGCCUGUCCCAGGCUCGAUUCCAGCUGUCAGGAAGCUGGAGCCUUCUUCACUGCCUGACUCCGCACCUGCUCCGGAGGCCACCCUGACUCUCCUGGGGUCUGACUCCCGGUGAGAGAGCUGCCCAGUGCAGCACGCCCACCCCCCUCCCUAGAGAGACUAUGCUAGCAGGCUUUUGUUUCUGCGGUUCCCAUGGCACUCUCCCCGGGGGAGGCAGCUGAAGCCUGGCCAGCGUGUCCGGCCACCCGCUGGCUUUCCUGAGCAGUCACUACAUCCCAGGAGCCAGCUUGAGGAGCAAUGUCAUCUAAGGUCAGAUCAUCUCCCUCCAAGCCCCAGUGUUAGGGACUGGUGGCUCUCCCGUGGCCGCUGACUGCUGACCUUACCACCAACGGGGCAGUUCAGCUGAGCCCUCGGGCCUCAGGCCUCACAGCUCAGCUCUGGCCGGAGGAUCUGCUGCAAUCUGCAGGGUGCUGCCUGAGCUCCGAAUGGCCAGACCAGCCUGCCGCCGCCCACCUGGGUUCCGGGACCCCCACGUGGUCCGAGGGGCCCAGAGAAACCUGACAAGCAGCUUCGGGGCCUGGGCUGGGCAUUGAGGCCGAAAAGGAGUGGCCCAGCUGUCCAUCCUUCCCACUUUGUGCUGGAGGAGGAGGCGGGCUGGUCAGGAAACCUGUGCCACCCUAUGGCUCCUGAUGUGCGAGGACCGACUAGUACGAAAGUCUCCUCAUGUCACCUAAAUCCUCCCGGGGCCAUAUUCCACUCAUCUAGGGGUGCGGCCCAAUAUCUGAGAGAAGACCUGAUUUCAAACUCUGUGCUGGGCAGAACCCCUGCCCUGGACCCCCGUUUUCUCAUCUGCAGUGGGGGCAGGAGCCAGUGGUCUUCUGCCGGUGGGCCUGUGCACAUCCAGGAGACUGAACCUGGUAUGACCACAGCUGUACCUGCAGCCCCGGUGUCGUGCACUGCCCACCUGCGUGUCCACAGGGUGUGGCUGCAUCUCAGCAGAAUGUCGGCCUUUUCCCUCCUGGGCCUGGGGAGGAUACUUGGGAAGCCAUCGUGAUUCAAACGGCUGGCUCUGGGAGGGUGGACACUGCCUUGCAGGAUGCACGGAGCCUGGUGGCCCUGUGCAGACUGCAGUGGCCCACUUCAGCAGCCUGUAGAUGGGCGUGGGGACCCACAGUGUGCAUCAUGGGGGACUAGGGCGGUGUCACCCCUGCAGGGUGGAUUGGGGUCCUGGGGUUCCCUUUUCAAACUGAGGCUGGGGGCUGGAGGGGGCGCUGAGAGGUCAAAGGCAGCUCUGAAGUGGCUCUCCACUUCUCCCAGAUGCUGGGACUUCUGCUGUAAAGGGGGGGUCCGGGGGCCGGGUCUGUGAUUCUGGGGGCUGUGACUCCCACCUAGCCCAGGGACGCCUCAGAAGGAAAGGGCCACCUGGGGCUGCGUCUGCGGUGCUGAGUCAGGCAGCUUGCCCACGUGUGCCCUGCGGCCCUGCUGUGUCGGCGUUCUGGGGAGGCAGAGACUUGCUUUUUCUGACCACUCUACUGACGUGUCCUGAGCGUUCACUUUGUGGGGUUUAGAUUUUUUGUUAAACCAAACCCUGCAGGGCACAACAAGCUAGCGUUUGUUCAGUUGUUCUGGUGUUUUGUUUUGUCCUAACAUCUCACUAAUUUAAAGGAUGCUGUCGGCACCAUGGUUAUUUAUUUGCGGGGUCUGUGUCCAGCCCUGCGCUUCCCGGGGUGUUCGUGCCACAUCAGUGCUGCGCGCUGUGAGGGCAGUGCCCACGGGGUGCUUCCACCGUGUAAUGACGUGUGUGGCUUCAAUGUCUCUCUCGAGCGUCCUAUUAAUGGCUAACCUGUUACACUUGGCUGGUUGAGGUGGGGACUUCUGUUUUUUUCUGUGGGGUUUUUUGUUUGUUUUUAAAGAAAAAGUAUCAAAUUAUAAGUA
Diceros bicornis minor is the source of this 4864-nucleotide messenger RNA. It is a transcript of the gene SLC7A5, whose product is annotated as solute carrier family 7 member 5. Gene Ontology annotation, biological process: amino acid transmembrane transport; neutral amino acid transport. The coding region runs from base 43 to 1536 and encodes 497 amino acids. The record is from RefSeq and is a predicted model, not a curated record. The transcript has 10 exons. NCBI's taxonomy places the organism in Eukaryota, Metazoa, Chordata, Mammalia, Perissodactyla, Rhinocerotidae. Gene Ontology annotation, molecular function: neutral L-amino acid transmembrane transporter activity; L-amino acid transmembrane transporter activity. Gene Ontology annotation, cellular component: membrane.